AUGCAUCAUUGCCCCAGCCUCCCGUGUUGCACGGCAACGUACAACGGAUGGCAUUCGUGGUCUAACAUUUGGACGCAUGCGGUGUUUGACACCAUAACUUUAGACGACGGCUGUGAUACCUGCUACAGCGGAUGCGACUCUGGCUGCGACAUCUGCUACGACAGCUGCGAUGAUUAUUGCAACGGGAAUUGCGACUACGGAUGCGACGACACAUGUGCUUGGACAUACUGCGACGACUACUGUGACGAUGGCUGCGACACUGGCUGCGACGGCCCAUGCGAUUCGGGCUGUGAUGAUAGCUGCGAUGACUCCUGCGACACGUGUACGCCGAUCAGCUGCGACACGGGCUGUGACAGCAGCUGCUACUGCAACCCUGGCUACUACGGCACAGCCCCAUACUGCUCAUACUGCGGCACAGGCACAUACAUGCCCUACUACGGAGCGACGAACUGCUACGCAUGCGACAACUGUUCACCCGGUGAAUACCGCUCUGGGUGCGGAGGAUCAAGCGCAGGCACUUGUCGGGCAUGUGCCUCUUGUCCUGCCGGCACCUACCGCUACAAGUGCGGCGGCCAAAACAGCGGAUAUUGCCGCACGUGCUCGUCAGGAACGUACAAAUUGGUUAAUAGCACAGGCAAUUGCACGUCAUGCACCGCUUGUCCAUCUUCCACGUACGAGACAUCGCCAUGUACCUCCACCUCAAACCGAAGGUGCACUCGCUUGACAGUGUGCACGAGCAGCCAGUACGAAGUUCGUUCUCAAACAGCAACAACCGACCGCGUGUGCCGCGGGCUGACAACGUGCGGUGCAGGGGAGCAGGAGAAGGUGGCGCCGACGGCGAGCAGCGACCGCGUGUGCGAGGCGUGCCCAGCUGGGACGACGGAUGCCAACAGCGACGGCAGCGACGCGUGCGUGACGUGCGGCGGUGGGACGUAUGUGCCAGCUGGGUCGACUGGGACUUGCUCGCAGUACGAGUGCAGCGCGGGCACGGCUGACACAGACAGCAACGCUGGGACGGCGUGCGAGACGUGCGACGGGGCGACGACGUACCAGCCGAGCAAGGGCCAGGAGCGGUGCCUGAGUGUGAAGACGUGCGGGGCUGGCGAAGAGGAGACGACGUCGCCGAGUGCGACGCGGAACCGGGUGUGUCAGCCGUGCCAGCUCGGGUCGACGUUCAAGGCGCAGAGCGGACAGAGCACGCGGUGCAUUUCUGUGACGACGUGCGGCGCUGGUGAGGAGGAGAUUGCUUCGCCGACGCUGUCCACAGAUCGGCAGUGCCGCACGUGUGCCAGUGGGACGUUCAAGGCUGCUGCUGGGCAGGGCACGACAUGUGUUGCUGUGAGCACGUGUGCUGCUGGCUUCACGGAGGAUGUUGCUCCGACACCAUCGUCUGAUCGGGUGUGCGUUGAGUGUGCGCCCGGGACAUUUAAGGCGACUGCUGGCGAUGGGACGUGUCGUGCGCACAGGACGUGUGAGGACACCGAGUAUGAGACGGUUGCGCCGACGAGCUCGUCUGAUCGGAAGUGCAAGGCGCUGACGGUGUGCCAGGAUGACGAGUGGGAGUCCAAGGCACCGACAAUAACCACGGACAGAGAGUGCUCUCCUUGCGGCAGGUGUACGGAUGGGCUGACACUUGACAAGGCAUGCACUGAUACGUCGCCAACCAAGUGUGUUGGGUGUGACGAGUGUGCGUCCGAUGAGUACACGCUUUCGUCAUGCACGUUGAGCUCUCAAACGCAGUGCCGACAGUGCACGACGUGUGGCAGCGAUGAGUACCAGACGAAGGCUUGCAGCGUGUCGCAGGACACGGAGUGUGCGACGCUGACGACGUGCAGCAGCACGCAGUUUGAGGUUGAGGCGCCGACAGCGACGCGUGACCGCCGGUGCAAGGACCUGACGGCGUGCCAGCCUGGGGAGUACGAGUGCACGGCAGCGACGCUGACGACGGACCGCGAGUGCUGCGGGGUGACGCAGUGUGUGCCGGGCAGCGAGGAGACGUCCGCGCCGACGGCGACGUCUGAUCGGGAGUGCCGGCAGUGUGUUGCGGGCACGACGGAUGCUGACGGAAGCGGGACGACGCCCUGUGUUGCGUGCAGUGCCGGGCACUAUGUGCCGCGCGGACGCACUGGCGGGUGUGCGGCGUUUGAGUGCGCGGCGGGCCACGUGGACCAGGACGAGGAUGCUGCGACGGCGUGCAAGUUGUGCGAGGCAGGCGUAAACUAUGCCGGGAGCGCUGGGCUGACGAGGUGCACGUCUGUGAGCGAGUGCGGCGCUGGCGAGGAGGAGACGAGCGCGCCGACAGCGUCAACGGACCGGGUGUGCAGCACGUGCGCGUCUGGGAAGUUCAAGGCGACAACUGGGCAGACGCCGUGCCAGCCUGUGUCGACGUGCGAGGAGGACGAGUACGUGUACCGUGCGGCGACUGUGAGCACGGACACGCAGUGCCGAGCGCUGACGGCGUGCAGUGAUGAGCAGUAUGAGACGCGCGCGCCGACAGUGAACAGCGACCGGGAGUGCACGGGGCUGACGACGUGCGGGAGCGGCGAGUACGAGACGCGCGCGCCGACGGCGACGACGGAUCGCAAGUGCGCGAGUGUGACGCAGUGCGACUCGACGCAGUUUGUGGUGUCGAAGCCGACGGCGACAACGGACCGGGACUGCGCUGAGUGCGACCGGUGCGACAGCGGGACGCAGUAUGAGACGGCGACGUGCACGGCGACGACGAACAGGGUGUGUGCGGACCUGACGGUGUGUGCGGACACGGAGUACGAGUCUGUUGCCGCGACGGACUCGAGCGACCGCAAGUGCUCGAGCUGCCGGGAAUGCACGUCGUCUGAGUAUCUUAUGUCUGGGUGCAGCGAGAGCGCGAAUGCUGUGUGCAAGGCGUGCACUGAGUGCCCAAGCGGGACGUUUGUGUCGACGGCGUGCACGCCGCUUGCUGAUGCCGAGUGCACGGAAUGCACGCGGUGCGGGAGCGGGUACUUUGUGCAGUCGCCGUGCACGAGCGAGGCAGACACGACGUGCAAGCGGUGCCGGUCGUGCGCGAGCGGAGAGUAUCUGCACACGGCAUGCACGAGCAGCGCUGAUGCUGUGUGCCGGAAGGUGAGCACGUGCGAUGUGGAUGCUGGGUAUGAGGUGAAGGCGCCGACGGCGACGACAGACCGGGAGUGCCGGGCGCUGACCACGUGCGAUGGUGAGAGCGAGUUUGAGUCUCGUGCACCGACGCUGACGAGCGACCGCGUGUGCAGCAAGCUGACGACGUGCGAUGGUGAGAGCGAGUUUGAGUCUCGUGCACCGACGCUGACGAGCGACCGCAUGUGCAGCAAGCUGACGACGUGCACGAGCAGCCAGUAUGAGAAGACUGCUGCGACGGCGACGAGCGACCGCGUGUGCAGCAAGCUGACGACGUGCACGAGCAGCCAGUAUGAGAAGACUGCUGCGACGGCGACGAGCGACCGCGUGUGCAGCAAGCUGACGACGUGCACGAGCAGCCAGUAUGAGAAGACUGCUGCGACAUCGACGAGCGACCGCAUGUGCAGCAAGCUGACGACGUGCACGAGCAGCCAGUACGAGAAGACUGCUGCGACAUCGACGAGCGACCGCGUGUGCUGCCGUCAUUGUGCUUCUGUGGAGCAGCUGUAUAAUUGCACAGCAGAUCAUCCCGGCAUUUGUACCUGUGCACCCGGGCUCUUUGAAUCCACGGAUCCAGGAGAGAACGCAACUACACCCUGUCGUGAGUGUGACCUGUGCCCUCCAGGUUACAUUCGUGAGGG
Salpingoeca rosetta is the source of this 3773-nucleotide messenger RNA. RefSeq names its product thermal hysteresis protein isoform YL-4. The record is from RefSeq and is a predicted model, not a curated record. Gene Ontology annotation, molecular function: protein binding. The annotation marks the transcript as partial. Lineage: Eukaryota; Choanoflagellata; Craspedida; Salpingoecidae. The transcript has 9 exons.